Molecule: messenger RNA, 2541 nt
Organism: Neospora caninum
Lineage: Eukaryota; Apicomplexa; Conoidasida; Eucoccidiorida; Sarcocystidae
Product: Zinc finger DHHC domain-containing protein,related
Exons: 8
Coding region: 1-2541 (846 amino acids)
Biological process (GO): peptidyl-L-cysteine S-palmitoylation; protein targeting to membrane
Cellular component (GO): Golgi apparatus; endoplasmic reticulum
Molecular function (GO): protein-cysteine S-palmitoyltransferase activity
Source: RefSeq, a predicted model, not a curated record
AUGGGAGGUGCGCCCCAGCCACACGGUCCGGGGUCGGCGGUGGUCGGCGGCACGGUGUGGUUCAACCGCGACGUCUGUGGCAUCGUCUGCGCAUGCUUUGCUCAGUCAAUCAUCUUCUUCUCGUGCUACACGGUUUGCACGUGCGUUAUCCUGAGAUGGACGAGUCUCGGCCUCUGUCGGUACGGCCUCGCGUUGCUUCUGCAGCUCUUCUCGCUGCUCGCCUCGCUGUCCCAUUUGAAGUGUCUCUUGUCCGAUCCCGGCGCAGUUCCCUAUCUCCCUCUCCCGCCUGCGCUCUCUGCCCCGUCCCCGCCUCCAGUCCUCGACGCUUCCGCGCUCUCCGAGUCCAGCAACGCCGACGUCGCGAGGCCGAACGCUCGAAAGGACGCCGAGGAAGACUCGCAGUGGCGAAGAAGCUGCUCGUGGGUAGAGAUGCCUUCCGCCCGGCCCGAAGAAGAAUGGACAGACGUGGACAGUGGCGAAGACGACGUGCUGGUGUGCCGCUCGUCCCCUUCGCGCCUCACGGAUGCAUCCCCUCCUCUUCCGCUUCCUGUCUCUCCGUUCGCUCCGCAGUCUGCGGCGCGCGGCCUCGCGCCUCCCGCCCUCGCCCUGUCCCCGGAGAAACCUGGGGGGGACUGUGGACCUGUUGGCGGGGCGACCGGCCUUUCUUCUGUCUCGUCUCUGGGCGCGCCGGGGUUCGAUCCGACCGCAGCGCGCGCAGGAGAGCAAAGCCGAGAGCUGCUGGACGGAGCCAGAAGCCGCGAGGCCCUCGCGUUCGAAACGAGAGACGCGCGGCCGCACAAGAACCGGUGGUGUGACCGAGGAUGCCGCGGGGCGGAACCCGACGCGAGAAGAACUCCGCAGCGGAAAUACCAUACCGUGGUUGACGAGGAGGCCUGCUGCGAAGAGGACGAGAGCGGACUGCGAAGCGGUAGACUGCACGUCCGCCACCGCGACGGCGAGGCGCGAUCUGAGAGGGAGAUGGAGGCGCUGGCAAGCGAAGAAGACGGCGAGAAACGUGCCAAGGACAAGAAGAAAGAAAUGUGGCUCUUGAGGGCGAGACGCCGCGUCCGUCUCCUCCUCCUCGCCCUCCCUGGAAGCCUGCGCUGGGGCAUUGGUGGUCUCCUGGUUCUUCUCGCGGCGGCGCGAAGGGCGUUCCUCUUCUUUGCGAGCCCUUGGAUCAACAACUGCGUUGGACAGACGAAUCAGAAGUUUUUCCUGCUCUUUCUCGUCUACGUGAACGCGAUGUGCACCUUGUCGAUGGGGACGCUCAUCGUGCGCACCGUCUCCUUCUUGCAGGAGCAGCCCCCACUUCCGCCGCCCGGCUUAUAUUCGGAGAGUUUCCGAGCCGCGUUGGCGGCUCCGGGGCCCGCGACGGACAGCGGCGGCUGGCCCGUGUACAGACCAGAAGAAACGAAACGGCGAGCGCAGCCUCCCGAGCUUCGGAUGAAAACAGACGCUUCCGCCUCUUCGCUUGAGGUGAGCGCAGCGGGCGGGGCGAAGGAGAACGAUACGGCCGAAACGGAGAAAGGACACAAACGAGAAGGCGCGCCCGAGCAAGACCUACGCGAUUCCAGGGAUUCAGCCCAAGACCGGAGAGAGAGAGAAGGAGAUACAGAAGGAAAAGGAGAUGAAGAAGGUGGUGGAGGCGGAGAACAAGAGCGAGAACAGGGGACCGGGGCUCCGCGGCGAGGGCGCAGUGGAGGGGAACGGGCGGAGGGGGAAGACAGAAGAACAGAAGACGAAAGUGAAGGCGGGACAGCGGUUUUUCGAGUGUCGAAAGACGCGGGCGAAGCUGCGCACGCGGAUUAUCCCCUUCUGCCGUCUGGAUUAGAAGACGAGGCCAAGGGGACUGGAGACCCGCAAGCUGCGCAGUCUGCUGGUCAGCCACUCCUCUCUGCGCGCGCCUACCGCAGCCGAAUCAACGUCUUUGCUCUGCCGAGCUUGACGCGGGGCAUCGACAUUCUCUUGGAGCGCGCCGCGCGUGGCGACGGAGACAUCCGAGGCUCUUCUUCGCGAGAGGAGAGAGCGGGCGCUGAACCCUACGGAAGCUGGGUCGCCGACGAGCGAAGAAACGCCCGGAAAUCCUUCUUCGGCGCAAAUCGGGAAAGAAACGGAGCAAACGCCGAGCAAACGCCGUUCCGAAUCAUCACUGAACCGCUGUCUCUUCCAUGCAAUCUGGAGCCUCUGGAAGCUGUCGCAUGCGUGUUUGUCUUCAUGUUCUCCUUCGUCUUUGGCCUCUUCACCCUCAUCAUGUUCUUCGAUCAGCUGUCGGCAAUCCGCUCAAACACCACAGGCAUCGAAGUCUUGAAGCGCGAAGCACACGAGACGCGCUCGCUUUACUCGUCCCUGGUUGAUGUGUGCGGUGCGGCUCCCUCAUGGCGGUGGCUGUUGCCUGUGAAUCGCUCCUUCCUCGCUCUCUCCCGCGAACGCGAUGCUCCGUCGAUGCAGCUGCGUCCUCUUCGAUUGUCUCCCGACGAAUCUUCGCUUCUGCAUGCAGAAAAAGGAGAAGCGACUGGAGAAGCAAAGCAGCAGCUAAUGUAG